AUGCCUCACUUCCCAUCUAACUCUUCCCACUCCGCGUCCACCGGGACCCCAGAGGCUGAGUACUCUGGCAUGAGCACUCCCGUCACCGAGUUCAGUCAAUUUAACUUCACCAAGAAGGUUGCUGUGGUCGGAAUGGCCUGCCGCGUCGCUGGCGGUAACAAUAACCCCGAAGAACUCUGGCAAUCUCUCCUGGAGAAGCAGGAUGCCUCCGGAGAGAUCCCCAAAAUGCGCUGGGAGCCAUACCUGCGCCGUGAUCCUCGCAACGCCAAGAUCCUCAAGGAGACCACCUCGCGUGGAUACUUCCUCGACCACCUCGAGGACUUUGACGCCCAGUUUUUCGGCAUCUCACCUAAGGAGGCUGAGCAGAUGGACCCUCAGCAGCGUCUGUCUCUUGAAGUCACCUGGGAGGCAUUGGAGAACUCUGGUAUCGCAGCCAAAUCACUCUCGGGUAGUGAUACUGCUGUCUUCUGGGGAGUGAACUCCGAUGAUUACUCCAAGUUGGUCUUGGAGGAUCUGCCUAACGUUGAGGCCUGGAUGGGUAUUGGUACGGCCUACUGUGGUGUUCCCAACCGCAUCUCGUACCAUCUCAAUCUGAUGGGUCCUAGCACUGCUGUUGAUGCCGCUUGUGCAUCCUCUCUGGUUGCUGUCCACCAUGGUGUUCAGUCUAUCGUGCUCGGUGAAUCCAAGGUUGCCAUCGUCGGUGGAGUAAAUGCCCUCUGCGGACCAGGCCUGACUCGAGUGCUUGAUAAGGCUGGUGCGGUCUCACCGGAAGGUCGAUGCUGCUCGUUCGACAAUGAUGUCAAGGGAUAUGGUCGUGGUGAAGGUGCCGCCGCCAUUGUGCUCAAGGAUUUGUCGACUGCUAUCCAGGAUGGUGAUCAUAUUAUGGCAGUGAUCAAAGGAACUGCCGUGGGACAAGAUGGUAAGACCAACGGUAUCAUGGCUCCCAACGCCAAAGCUCAGCAGCUGGUCGCACGCAACGCUCUCAAGGUCGCCAACAUUGAUCCUCUCACCGUUGGAUAUGUUGAGGCCCAUGCUACCUCGACCCCUCUGGGUGAUCCUACCGAAGUUUCGGCUAUGGCGGCUGUUUAUGGCGCUGAUCGCGAGUCCAAUGCCCCGUGCUUCAUCGGAUCUAUCAAGCCUAAUAUCGGCCAUUUGGAAGCCGGUGCCGGCGCCAUGGGCUUUAUCAAGGCUGUGAUGGCUGUUGAAAAGGGCGUUCUUGCUCCCCAGGCGAAUCUUACGACGCUGACCAAGAAGAUUGACUGGAAGCGCGCCGGCCUCAAAGUCGUCCAGGAAGAGACAAACUGGCCCUCCACGAACGAGCUCCGCCGUGCUGCUAUCUGCUCCUACGGGUACGGAGGAUCGGUUUCACACGCUAUUAUCGAGCAAUUCAUUAUCCCAGAGAGCCCUCAUCUGGAAACAGUUGCCUCCUCAUCAAGCCCUACUUUGCUGCUGCUUUCCGGUCCUCAGGAGAAGCGUCUCUCCAUUCAGGCUCUCGCUCUGGAAGAGUGGCUUCAGUCAGAGGGCUCUCAGCAAGACUUGAAGCGCGUGGCCUCGACCCUGGCAGUUCGACGCGAUCACCAUGACUACCGUGUCGGUCUCGUCGUCGACAGCCAAGAAGAUGCUAUCAAAGCUCUUACACAGCUGGCCGAGGGUGCUCAGCACGCCAAUGCCUGGACCUCACAGAACCGCGUCUUUGGGUCUGAUGUCAACAAGGAUGUUGUCUGGGUAUUUUCUGGGCAUGGAGCCCAAUGGGCCGGUAUGGGUCAGGAGCUACUGCAGAACCCCGUAUUUCUCGAGGCCAUUGAGCCUUUGGAUGCUAUUAUCCAAGCGGAGGUCAAGCUCUCCCCCAUCGCACUCCUACGAAGCGGCGAGUUCGAGGCCUCCGAUCACGUCCAGAUCCUGACAUACAUCAUGCAAAUCGGUAUCGCUGCCGUUCUAAACAGCCACGGCGUCUACCCUCAGGCUAUAAUCGGUCACUCUGUCGGUGAGAUUGCUGCUACUGUAGUAGCUGGAGCUCUUACUCCCGAGGAGGGUGCGGUUCUCAUUGCCCGCCGUUCGGUUCUGUAUCGGCAAGUUAUGGGCCAGGGCGGAAUGAUUCUUGUUAGCAAGCCCUAUGCAGAGAUGGCUGAAGAGCUUGCCAAUGACAAGGAUCUCGUCGUUGCUAUUGACUCCUCCCCUUCGUCCUGUGUCGUGGCUGGACCGACCUCAGCUGUCGCUCGAAAGGCUGCCGAGCUGAAAGAGCGCUCCAUCCAGACCUUCACCGUCCGCACUGACAUUGCCUUCCACAGCCCCGAGCUAAAUCCGCUGGUGGCUCCCUUAUUGAAAGCUCUCGAGGGUAGUCUCGAGCCCAAGAAGGCGACCAACGCGAAGCUCUAUUCUACCUCUCUCCGUGAUCCUCGUGGAAAGGACCUUCGAGACGCUACCUACUGGGUAAACAACAUGGUCAACCCCGUCCACCUCACGACCGCCGUACAGGCCGCAUUGUCAGAUUCUUACCGCAUCUUCUUGGAGGUAUCUUCGCACCCGCUAGUCUCUCACUCAAUCAACGAGACCAUCAUGGCAGAUGGUAUUGAGGACUUCAGUAUGAUCUCAACUCUGGUACGCAAGAAGCCUUGUGAGAAAAACAUCCUCCAUGCUAUCUCUCAGCUGCAUAGCCGUGGUGCCACGGUGGACUUCAAGUCAACUUUCUCUGGCCCCUGGGCCGUGGGAGUCCCCAACACCCGCUGGCUGCACAAGCCAACCUGGCGUCAGGUUGAGGCUCGUGGCGCUGGAUCCGCACAACAAACUCACGAUGUCGGAAAACACACUCUUCUUGGUCAGCGCAUUGCCAUUGCAGGAACUGAUACCGUGGUUUACACUACCCGCCUUGACAAUGACAGCAAGCCCUUCCCCGGUAGCCACCCUCUUCACGGAACCGAGAUUAUCCCUGCAGCUGGCUUGGUCAACACCUUUGUUAAGGGCACGGGGGCCAACGUCUUGAACAAUGUUGUCCUGUACGUUCCUGUCGCCAUUAACGCCCCUCGAUCAGUGCAGAUCGUUGCCCAGCGCGAGGAAGUGAAGAUAAUGUCUCGGCUGAUCUCAGAGAGCCCGAGUGACUCAGAUGACUCCUCUUGGGUCACUCACACUGUCGCUCGAUGGGAGUCCACGGCCACAACCCCAGAUUGCCGCAUCAAUAUUCAGGCCACCAAAGCCCGUAUUGGAACGCGUCUGCGAGAUGACUUCUCCAUCGACUACCUUGACAAGGUCGGAGUAUCAGCCAUGGGAUUCCCUUGGGCCAUCACGGAGCACUACGGCACCACAAAAGAGAUGCUAGCACGCGUCGAUGUUGCUCCAGAUGUGGCUACAGGCACUGAGCUGCCGUGGGAUGCUUCCUCCUGGGCCCCAAUCUUGGACGCAGCCACAUCAGUUGGCUCGACCAUUUUCUUCGACCAGCCGCGUCUGCGCAUGCCAGCCCAGAUCGAACGAGUGGACAUCUUCACCAAGGCCAACCCGCCCAAGAUCGGAUGGUUGUAUGUUCAGGAAGCCUCCGACUCUGCCCUCGCAUCCCAUGUGAGCGUUUGUGACGAGGAGGGUAACGUGGUAGCAAAGUUCACCUCGAUGUGCUUUGCCGAGAUCGAAGGUACUCCUGGAGUCAGCGGUAGCAUGGAGAGCCUCGUCCACCAGAUGGCCUGGCCUCCAGCCGUCCCAGCAGAGGAGCCUCUGCCAAUUGAUCACAUUGUGCUGAUUUCCGAGGAUGAAGAGCUCGGCGAGAAGUAUGCGGCAACAAUCCCAAAAUUCACACAAGUUAUCCGCUUCUCCAAGGCCAGUUACCUUGCCGCUCAAUGGGAUUGUCUGGCUCUCGACCAGAAGCAAACAGCCAUUGCUUACCUUCCUGGUCAGGUCGAAUCUCUGCAGGAUGUUCCGAAGGCAACAGAGGACUUCACAUGGCAGCUUCUUGAGAUCACCAAGUUCGUUAUAAACAACGCCUUGCCUAUUAAAGUCUUUGCCAUCACGUCCAGCAUCGCCGAUGGAGCAAGUCCAACAGCCCUGGCACAAGCACCACUUGUGGGUCUCAGUCGAGUCAUUGCAAGUGAGCAUGGCGAUCAAUUCGGCGGCCUCAUCGACACCGAAGCCCCGAUCUUCCCUCUGUCGACAAUGCGCUAUAUCCAAGGUGCCGAUAUCAUUCGCAUUAGCGACGGCAUGCCCCGCACAAUGCGCUUCCGUCCUAUGCCCCGUCACCUCCUCCUCCCAGCAGACAAGAAAUCCACUUCUCCAGCCCUCCUGCCCCGCCCCGAUGGCACAUACCUCAUCACCGGUGGACUGGGAGCUCUAGGCCUUGAAAUGGCAGACUUCCUAGUGAGCAAAGGCGCUCAGCGCGUGAUCCUCAUCUCCCGCCGUGCACUCCCUCCACGCCGGACCUGGUCCACCAUUAAUUCAGACAGCCCCCUCGCCCCAGCCAUUGCCAAGAUCCAAUCCCUCGAGGCUCGCGGCGCGUCCAUCCACGUCCUCGCCUUGGACAUCAGCGUUCCAACCGCAGAAAAGCGUCUUACAGAAGCACUCGACCAGCUCGCACUCCCACCAGUCCGCGGUAUCGUCCACGCAGCAGGUGUCCUCGACAACGAACUGGUAACCCAAACAACCCAAGGGGCUUUCUCACGCGUCCUAGCACCAAAGGUUACAGGUGGACUUGUCUUGAACGAAGUGUUCCCAGCAGGAACAACCGACUUCUUCGUGCUAUUCUCAUCAUGCGGCCAGCUAGUCGGUUUCACAGGCCAAAGCUCCUACGGCGCUGGCAACGCUUUCCUCGAUACCCUAGCCACACACAGACGCCAGAACGGUGACCGCCACGCCGUCGCAAUCCAGUGGACUUCGUGGCGUGGACUUGGUAUGGGCGCCAGUACUGACUUUAUCAAUGCCGAGCUGGAGAGUAAGGGUAUUACCGAUGUCUCGGCUGACGAGGCCUUCGGUGCAUGGAUGCAUCUCGCCAAAUAUGAUAUAGACCAUGCAGUCGUGCUUCGCAGUCUUGUCUUUGAUGCUGAUGAGCCACUGCCGAGUCCCGUGCUGGCUGACAUCGCUCCGCGCCGUGUACCCACCCAGUCCUCGGCUGAGGGUAACGGUUCGGAAAUUGCCUCCGGCAGCGAGAAGAUGCCCCCUGCUGGCCCGGCUCGAAAGGCAUACCUUCAUGAAGCGAUUCGCUCUUGUGUUGCUGUUGUGCUUCACCUGGCUGCUGAUGAGGUUGAUUCUAAGGCUGCUUUGGCUGACCUUGGUGUUGACUCUGUUAUGACUGUUACUUUGCGGAGACAGUUGCAGCAGUCGCUUAAGGUUAAGGUGCCACCUACUUUGACUUGGAGCCAUCCGACUGUUAGCCACUUGGUGACUUGGUUCUCCGAGAAAUUGGAAUAG
This is a messenger RNA of Penicillium longicatenatum, 5382 nucleotides long. Its product is annotated as type I polyketide synthase. Gene Ontology annotation, biological process: fatty acid biosynthetic process; secondary metabolite biosynthetic process. NCBI's taxonomy places the organism in Eukaryota, Fungi, Ascomycota, Eurotiomycetes, Eurotiales, Aspergillaceae. Gene Ontology annotation, molecular function: fatty acid synthase activity; 3-oxoacyl-[acyl-carrier-protein] synthase activity; phosphopantetheine binding. The transcript has 2 exons. The record is from RefSeq and is a predicted model, not a curated record. Bases 1 to 5382 code for a protein of 1793 amino acids.